AUGCACUCUUUCAUACGAAUUGUUGGGGUGUACGGCGACGGCUUCAUGGCGUCACAUUUAACAUUGAAAAAUAUAGCCGUCAUUGUAGAUAAGUAUGCUGUUGCAGUGGACAGUGCAUCGAGUUUCUCCGUCUUCUAUCGAUGUGAAUUUAAAGCACAAAAAGGUGCUUUACUCGCCAGAGGAUAUUACCAACUCUACCGCAAGUGCAAGAUACAGGGUGCUAGCGACCUUGUAUUUGGAAAUGCACAUACGAUUCUCCAACGGGAUGCAAUCUAUUCCAAUGCAUCACUGUACUGGGGUGUACCUUUAGGACCCUUUGCUAAAAUAGUAAUAAUGCAAAGUCUUUUAGAGGUUAGGGGCACUUGGUCUUACGCCCCAUAUACACCUUCUACCGUUUUUUAUGGCCAACACAACAAUUCCAGGCCAGGUGCAGUUGAUGGUAUUAUGUCACCAUAUGUUAACACAUUGGAACGUAAUCAAGCAUCUGAAUAUACCGUUCGAGAUUUCUUGAAUGGUGAAACUUGGUUGUCACCGGAUAUGCCACACGACCUUGAUUUACUUUAG
Rhododendron vialii is the source of this 564-nucleotide messenger RNA. RefSeq names its product probable pectinesterase/pectinesterase inhibitor 17. NCBI's taxonomy places the organism in Eukaryota, Viridiplantae, Streptophyta, Magnoliopsida, Ericales, Ericaceae. Gene Ontology annotation, molecular function: pectinesterase inhibitor activity; pectinesterase activity. The transcript is spliced from 2 exons. The record is from RefSeq and is a predicted model, not a curated record. The coding region runs from base 1 to 564 and encodes 187 amino acids. Gene Ontology annotation, biological process: cell wall modification.